UACCCUGAAUCUAUCCCAGGAGAAUGCCGAAUACGCAGCCAGGAUGGGAUGCGAGCCUGCGCGUAGAUGGGCAGCCAAAUGGCCACAAGGUCUUGACCUACUUCUUGCAGCAGGCCGACACGCAAGAAACCAAACGAUCUUACAGUUCUUUCUGGAGGUGGUGGAAUCGAGCGGGACGACGCACGAGCAACUGUUGCAUUUCGACCUUGGUCUGCGACCAAAGCACUUUGCGCCACUUAUGGGCAGCGGAAUUUUCACCCAGAACGGAAAAGCAUGGAAACACUCUCGGGAGCUUCUUCGUCCGCAGUUUGCAUCGAAUCGUCACCAGAAUUUCGACGAGAUAAGAAGGUGCGUCGAGAACUUAGUGUCCAACAUAUCCGAAGACGGCAUUGUGGAUCUACAGCCGUUGUUCUUUCGGCUUACAUUCGACACGACUACUUUUCUCUUGUUUGGGCAGACUUCGAGCUCUCUACAAAACGAUCACAUCGCGGCGCAAGAAUCUGAGUUCGCGUCUGCGUUCGACCUCGCUCAGGAAUAUUUGUCUCACAGAGGUCGUUUGGGUGCCUACUACUGGUUGGCGAAUACUUCGGAGUUCCGACGAGCCUGUAAGACUUCUCAUCAGUUUGUUGACCAGGCCAUCGAGACGGCUUUGAUUGCUGCAGAUGAAUCACAACGUGCGGAGAAGACAGAAGAGAAAGCAAAGCGGUAUGUGUUCAUUGAUGCUCUCAUACAGGAGACUCGGGACAAAAANCAACUACGUGAUCAAUGCCUGAAUGUUCUGUUGGCGGGGAGAGACACAACCGCAUGUUGCCUCACAUGGACUCUACGGCUCUUGGCCAGACAUCCCAGAGUCAUGGAAAAGCUUCGUACAGAAAUUGAUCACGUCGUUGGAUUGGGGAAGGAUGCGCCCCAGCCCACUCGUGAACAAUUGAANAAGAUGCACUAUCUCGAAAUCGUUCUCAAAGAGGUUCUCCGCCUGUAUCCUUCGGUCCCUGUCAACUCCCGUGCCGCAUUGAAGACCACUACGCUUCCUGUUGGUGGAGGCUCUGACGGCCUAUCACCCAUUCUUGUCAGGAAAGGAGAAGCUGUUGGCUUCUGCGUGUAUGCAAUGCACAGACGCAAGGAUAUAUAUGGAGAAGACGCGCUUACUUUCAGACCCGAGCGCUGGGAGGAUGGAAAGCUCCAGCGAGACGUUGGUUAUGGAUAUCUCCCUUUCAACGGAGGACCUCGCUUAUGCUUGGGACAAGAAUUUGCUAUGUUGGAGGCGUCUUACACUGUGGCAAGACUUGUUCAGCAGUUUCCGUUCAUCACUGUACCUGAAGGCGAUCCCAUCGUCGACAUUGGCAAGGAAAAGCAGAUAUUGACGCUCGUGGUCGCUUCUGGUGAGAGAUGCCGGGUUCAGAUGCGCCCGAACGUCACGACU
Messenger RNA from Aureobasidium vineae, 1423 nucleotides. The record is from the annotation of a GenBank genome assembly. NCBI's taxonomy places the organism in Eukaryota, Fungi, Ascomycota, Dothideomycetes, Dothideales, Saccotheciaceae.